AUGUUUAAUAAGAAGAAUAAUAAAAUGUAUAAUAAGAUGUAUAAUAAGAAGUUGAAUAAGUUGAAUAACAAGUUGAAUAACAAGUUGAAUAGCAAGUUGAAUAGCAAGUUGAAUAAUAAAUUGAAUAAUAAGUUGAAUAACAAGUUGAAUAAGAAGUAAAAUAAGAAGUAUAAUAAGAAGCUAAAUAAGAAGUUGAAUAAGAAGUAUAAUAAGAAGUAUAAUAAGAAGUAAAAUAAGAAGUUGAAUAAGAAGUAAAAUAAGAAGUUGAUAUAAGAUUAAGAACAAAAAAAGAAGAAGAACAUUAAAAUGAAGAAACAAAUUAAAAUGAAGAAGAAUAAAAUAAAUAAGAUGUAUAAAAUUUAUAAGAAAUAGCAAAUGCAGAUUAACAAGUAAUAAAUGAAUAAUAAGAUAAAAACCUUGAAGAAAAUGAUGAUUAAAAUAAAAAAGAUUAAUAAUAAAAACAAUAAUAUCAAAACAAUUAGAAAAAUAAUAAUGAAUAAAAUAUAAAUAAGAAAAAAAAUAAAAAAAGAUGAUUUUUAUAUAUAUAUAUAUACAUUAAAUAUUUAUUUAAAUUGA
Messenger RNA from Ichthyophthirius multifiliis, 576 nucleotides. RefSeq lists its product as hypothetical. The transcript has 2 exons. NCBI's taxonomy places the organism in Eukaryota, Ciliophora, Oligohymenophorea, Hymenostomatida. The record is from RefSeq and is a predicted model, not a curated record.